AUGACGCGGCAGCUUUCCUCGCCUUCUCCAUCCUCAGCGCCUUCGUCGCUCACCGAUCGUCUACAGCACGCUUCGUCGACGCCUGUUCCGUCGGAGCCCGGCAGCAGUAGUAGCAGCAAUAGUAGCAGCGGAUUGCGCUCGCAGACGCUUCUGGCACGCCUGUUCCGGCGUAAGGGGCGGUCUCCGACUGCCCCGCGCCCCCUGGCCGGGCGCUCUUUGUAUGGUGAAGAGGAGGAGACCAAGGCGCGCGUGGACUCGCCCAUGCGCGCGCUGCUACGUUCCCUCAGUCUGCAGCGUGGCCGCCACAAGGCGGAGGAGCUGUGCACUCCGCCGUCUCAGCCCGUACAGGUGCUGGUCGAGGGUGUCCUGACUGUGCUCAUGCAGCAGCGCUACUGGCGCUCCACACCUUGCUAUUUCGUGCUGGAACAGACACUCGAGAGCGGCGUAGGCGCCUCUGUAAGAUUCACAUUGAGACAGUUCCGGUAUCAACCAGAGAGCAGGAGGCCCGGGCAUCUCGUGGCUAUUAUAACAUUGUCACAAAACGACGUGGUGACCGAUUUAAGAUCUCAUCGACAGGUUAAACACGCGCUGGAGUUGCAGUUGGCGUCGCCCGAUCAGCGCACAGAGGUUGCAGUGGAAGAGAGGGACGAAGAGAGCGGCGCACAGGUGCUGCGACUCGCCGCAGUGGACGAACGGAUGCACGUCAAAUGGUUACAGAUGUUGAAUUCAUGUAUUGCUAAGUUGAUCGCACAGUCAGAGACGCUGUCUCGCCUUGGGGACUCCACAGGGUGGGAUGCAGUGACGGAACCGGCCAAGAUCGUGCCAAUGUUUGGAGACGAAGGCAGGAGAGCAAGUGUGCUGGUAACCAGGGAGCGAGAUCGCAACGGCAGUGGGAUCAGUUAUACAAGCAGUGAAUGUAGCAACAACCACGCUGAGUCCGACAUCCCAGCUGAAGAGAUUCGAGCAGCGAGACAAGAUCUUUUAAUUGAUGACGAAGAGGAAGCCAAGCCAGCGGUGCACGACGUGCAGGCUACAGCACGGGUAACUCCAGUCAGUGUAAGUGAAGAGCUACUGUCUCCAACAGUUGCCGGAUACUGUUGUUCGCCGGAGUUUCCAUCGAACGAGUCUUCGAACUCUCAAGAGUUAGACACAGACAAUAACGCUACGGACGAGAAGGAAAGUAACAACCAGGAAGACAACCAAGGUGACGAUGAUUCCGAAGAAGAUUCCAUCGCUGGCGAUCUUGCGACGCAGAGUUCUGUUGCGCCUUACAAGAGUGCAGUAUUAGCAGGAAGAGGUGCUUCUACCUACCACAGUAUGGGGAUGGAAGGGGGAGUUUCUACCUACCAGCGUAUGGGACUGGAGGACGAGUACACGAAAGCCAGCUCAAGAUCAGCAGUAGCUGCAGUAAAUGGGCCCAGACCGCUUCCUCGCGCUGCCUUCGGUGCUACCAGUAGCAGUUCCGGUUUAUUUCCAAUGAUGCGGCCACAGACGCACUCUUUCAAUGCGAACGGACAGGUGUUCACCCUGGAUACUCGCUACCAACUAGUCAAGCCUAUCGGUAACGGAGCGUACGGCGCUGUGAUCGCAGUUAAGGACGUUGUGAAUGGCGGCGACAACUUGGCUGUCAAGAAAAUCACCAACAUUUUCGAGGAUCUGGUCGACGCCAAGCGAAUUUUGCGAGAGGUUCGGCUGCUGGGCCACUUCAACCACAAGAACAUCACACGGCUUCACGAUCUGUCGCCUCCACCCUCUCGAAAGCAAUUCGACGAUAUGUAUAUUAUCACAGAGCUUAUGGAGACCGACUUGCACCAGGUCAUUUACUCCAUGCAACCCAUGUCAGACGACCAUGUCAAGUACUUUUUGUACCAGAUGCUGUGUGCGCUGCACCACAUUCACUCGGCAGGAGUCCUACACCGUGACAUGAAGCCCAGUAAUAUCCUAUUGAACGCCAACUGCGACCUCAAAGUGUGCGACUUUGGUCUCGCUCGUGGAGGAGUCGGCUCGUCGUCGAGCUUGCAGCAGGAGCUACCGCAGCUGGGAGAACUCACUGAAUACGUUGUCACACGAUGGUACCGAGCACCAGAGAUUAUGUUGAAUUGUCUACACUAUACAACUGCUAUCGACGUGUGGGCUGUGGGCUGUAUCUUCGCAGAAAUGCUCUUGCGCGAGCCACUAUUCCCCGGAAAUGACUAUUUACAUCAACUCAAGCUCAUCAUCAAGUUCCUGGGCACUCCAAAGCAGGAGGAUAUCGGGUUUGUGAAGAACACGAAGGCACUGCGCUUCCUCACGAAGCUUGCAAUCUCUAAACCAAAGAAAUGGCGGGAUGUGUUUGCCACCAGUGGCGCUGAGAACGUCGUGAGUGCAGAGGCGAUCGAUCUGCUGAGCAAGAUGCUGCUAUUCAACCCGGACAAGCGCAUUUCAGUCGACGCAGCCUUGCGCCACCCGUAUUUGGCGACGUUCUUUGACGAGAACGACCUUAUUUUGUCGAAGCCGUUCGAUUUUUCGUUUGAUCUGCCGGACGAUCAGUUGUCAAAGGAUGCGCUCAUUAAUCUUCUAUGUGAAGAUAUUGAGCACUUCCAUCCACCAGUUCCUCUCUCCGUUACGCCAAUGCCAUUGAGCACCGCUGCCAGUCGCUUCUUCCGGAUGGGGAUGACAGCAUCAGCUAGUUAA
This is a messenger RNA of Phytophthora nicotianae INRA-310, 2673 nucleotides long. RefSeq names its product CMGC/MAPK protein kinase. The record is from RefSeq and is a predicted model, not a curated record. Gene Ontology annotation, cellular component: nucleus; cytoplasm. The coding region runs from base 1 to 2673 and encodes 890 amino acids. The transcript has a single exon. Gene Ontology annotation, biological process: protein phosphorylation; intracellular signal transduction. Gene Ontology annotation, molecular function: MAP kinase activity; ATP binding. Lineage: Eukaryota; Oomycota; Peronosporomycetes; Peronosporales; Peronosporaceae.